AUGGCAAGUGUGAGAGAGAACCAAGUGAGGAACGUUCUUCACCUCCCGCGACUUGGACAUGAUGUGGAAGAAGGUAGUGUGCUGGCGCAGUAUGCAUGUGCUUUGGAAGCUGUCCACCCUCCGCAGGUCAUGCAGCUGACCAUGAUGGCAAAUGGUAUGGAGGGCGAUGGUGAAUCGGGGUUGGCUUCUGCUCUUCCAAACGCUGCUCAAGGUUAUGCUGCUCCUCGGGAACUUCAAAUGGCGUAUGCUGCAACUGCUGAGGAUGGAUCGCCUCUGGAACCGUCCACUUUUCUCUACGCUGCUCUCGGGCCAGCCACACCCAUCGCUCUUGCUACCCAUCCUGGGCAGACGCCUAACGGACAAGAUGGUGCAUCGAUGUACUCGGCGCUUGGUCCACCACCUGCAUGGUCGAAUGGAUCUGCCCCGGCUCCAAUCGCCGCCUACGCCGACACACUCGGCGAGCCCAUGCCGGACAGCCCACCACCUGCAUGGUCGAAUGGAUCUGCCCCGGCUCCGAUCGCCGCCUACGCCGACACACUCGGCGAGCCCAUGAUGUACGACAACGAACCAUUCUCAACUGGCCUCGGAGCGGCGGCACCAAGCGCCCCGUUCUUCGAACGGCUGUAG
This is a messenger RNA of Thecamonas trahens ATCC 50062, 627 nucleotides long. RefSeq lists its product as uncharacterized. Lineage: Eukaryota; Apusomonadida; Apusomonadidae. The transcript has a single exon. The record is from RefSeq and is a predicted model, not a curated record. Bases 1 to 627 code for a protein of 208 amino acids.